AUGGAGAAUCGCGAGCUUGCUGAUACUGCUUAUAAAUCAAGAAAAAACUAUAAGCAUAACAAAAUAAAAAAAGCCAAAAUUGCUGGAAAAGCUCAUAAAAACCAUAAGGGGAGAGAUGUGGCACCAAGAAAAACAGGAGCUUAUUGCAGGAUUUACACUCCAGCCGAGUAUGAAAAUCUUAUAGUUGAAGUUAAUGAAAAAUUUGAAAUACAAAGGCCGAAAACUAAAGAUAUUAUAGACAUAAAAAAAUGGUGGCCGAAACAUUAUAAGAAAGUGGUGCUGUCUGUGGAUUCCUAUGGAAAAGGAGUACCCAGGGACCAAAAAACAACCUUUGCUAUUUCCAAAUGGUCACAUUUCACUUUUUCUAAGUCCACACCAGGUCUUGUAACAACACGUGGUUCCAUAGAUUGUUUUAUCAGUAAUGAUUUCCAGCUCUUACAGAGGAUGGGUACCAGGCCACCCUUACCAACAAGUGAUACUCCUGCAUAUGCUGGUAAAGUGCUAAUUAAUGAAAAGAAAAUGACAAAUUUGAACAAAUUAGCAAAAUAUAUUCCAGCAGAGUACCAAGAUUUAUAUACAGAGGUUUUUGCAUGGCCAACAACAAGAAAAUAA
Molecule: messenger RNA, 612 nt
Organism: Psylliodes chrysocephalus
Lineage: Eukaryota; Metazoa; Arthropoda; Insecta; Coleoptera; Chrysomelidae
Source: the annotation of a GenBank genome assembly